AUGCUUCAACGGGUGCUCCACGUCACCACGAACCCCACCAUGCUCGAGAAACUCCUUUGGCGUGAAAAACAAGCCGUGGCAUACACACACGAUUUUAACAUCCUCGCCUUUUUUGUAACCGUACAAGAAUCCUUCGACUCUACGGCCAUUAGGCCCGACUUCUCUAGUGGUCACAUAUGGCAUGUCGCGCAUCGUGUUCUUGACGUGUUGACACGUGGCGCUUUUUGCUUCUCUCUCGAGGGCUCGGCCAGCUGGCUCGUGUCCCUUUGGAAUCUGCCUGCUGGAACUCGAAGGCGACACCUCAGCAUUUUGUUUCGACCCUGUAUCAGACGAGCCAGACGAACCGCUCCUCAUCGGCCCACCCGACCCUUGAGACGACGACUCGACAGCCUCGCGCGGCGGAACAUUUCUCCCUCCGCCGCCGGCGUCCCUCGGCGGCACCCUCAGAUUCCUCAUCCUCUCCAUCCUUUUCCUCCUCGCCUCCAUCCGCCUCGCCGUCAGCAUCUCCCUACGCCGGCGCCACUCCUCCUCCGUCCCCGCCGGCAGGGACCGCGUCCUCGACAGCGGCGCGUGCAAAUCGACCCCCGCCACGCGCACUUGGGGCCCCGCCUUCGCCAGGGCCACGUCCGCUAUGGACGAGCAGCGCUUCAGCUUCUUGCUCCUGGUGGGGUCCACCCCGAACCUCCCGUUCAUCGACAGGCCCAGGCCAAGCUCCACGUCCUCGUCUUCUUCUUCUUCCUCCGCCGAAGGCUUCUUGUUCUCGGUAGGGCACUCGCUGCGUAUUUUCGUGAAUCUGCGGAGCAGAUCGAUUAUUUCUCUGUUUUCCUCAGCUCCCUCCAUUUAAUAGUUGUUCGAGCUCGAGAAAGGGUUGCAAUUUUUGGUGGGGAUAAACCCAAAUUUCAGUUGGGGCUCACCUUGUUUGCCGGGGAAAAUGGAUAA
Striga asiatica is the source of this 939-nucleotide messenger RNA. Lineage: Eukaryota; Viridiplantae; Streptophyta; Magnoliopsida; Lamiales; Orobanchaceae. The record is from the annotation of a GenBank genome assembly.